Molecule: messenger RNA, 1191 nt
Organism: Lemur catta (Ring-tailed lemur)
Lineage: Eukaryota; Metazoa; Chordata; Mammalia; Primates; Lemuridae
Gene: PPIE
Product: peptidylprolyl isomerase E
Exons: 10
Coding region: 237-944 (235 amino acids)
Biological process (GO): protein peptidyl-prolyl isomerization; protein folding
Cellular component (GO): intracellular membrane-bounded organelle
Molecular function (GO): peptidyl-prolyl cis-trans isomerase activity; RNA binding
Source: RefSeq, a predicted model, not a curated record
UGGGCGGGCCGAGCGCCGGCUUCCGGCGGAAGAGCGCCGGAGCAAGAUGGCGACUACCAAGCGAGUGCUGUGGGCUGGCAGAGGAGGUGGAUGACAAAGUUCUUCAUGCUGCUUUUAUUCCUUUUGGAGACAUCACAGAUAUUCAAAUUCCUUUGGAUUAUGAAACAGAAAAGCACCGAGGAUUUGCUUUUGUUGAAUUUGAGUUGGCAGAGGAUGCUGCAGCAGCUAUCGACAACAUGAAUGAAUCAGAGCUCUUUGGACGAACAAUUCGUGUCAAUUUGGCCAAACCAAUGAGAAUUAAGGAAGGCUCUUCCAGACCAGUUUGGUCAGAUGAUGACUGGUUGAAGAAGUUUUCUGGGAAGACGCUUGAAGAGAAUAAAGAGGAAGAAGGGUCAGAGCCUCCCAAGGCAGAAACCCAGGAGGGAGAGCCCACUGCAAAAAAGGCCCGCUCAAAUCCUCAGGUGUACAUGGACAUCAAGAUCGGGAACAAGCCAGCUGGCCGCAUCCAAAUGCUCCUGCGUUCAGAUGUCGUGCCCAUGACAGCAGAGAAUUUCCGUUGCCUGUGCACCCAUGAAAAGGGCUUCGGCUUCAAGGGAAGCAGCUUCCACCGCAUCAUCCCCCAGUUCAUGUGCCAGGGCGGUGAUUUCACAAACCACAACGGCACCGGGGGCAAGUCCAUCUACGGGAAGAAGUUUGAUGACGAAAAUUUCAUCCUCAAGCACACAGGCCCAGGCCUACUCUCCAUGGCCAACUCUGGCCCAAACACCAAUGGCUCCCAGUUCUUCCUGACAUGUGACAAGACAGACUGGCUGGAUGGCAAGCACGUGGUGUUUGGAGAGGUCACCGAGGGCCUGGAUGUCUUGCGACAGAUUGAGGCCCAGGGCAGCAAGGACGGGAAGCCAAAGCAGAAGGUGAUCGUCGCGGACUGUGGGGAGUUUGUGUGAGAGAUGCUUUCUCUGCUGCCAGCCUCAGCUGUUUGAAGCAGGCAAUGUUUGUGCCAUGAGUCCUUCCUCAGGGUCAACUUGGAGCAGCUCCUCUGCCGGCAUAGCCUGGACUUUUCCCAAGCGUGGCUGUGGGCCCCAGAGCCAUGGGCAGGCUAUACGUGGCUACCGGCUUUUCCCAGCAUUUGCUGCUGGGUCUGUCCUGGGCUCUUGAACAUUGUCUUUGCUAAAAUAAAUCCUAGUUCUUGUA